This is a messenger RNA of Chelmon rostratus (copperband butterflyfish), 1611 nucleotides long. Its product is annotated as carcinoembryonic antigen-related cell adhesion molecule 1-like. The transcript is spliced from 5 exons. The record is from RefSeq and is a predicted model, not a curated record. The coding region runs from base 1 to 966 and encodes 321 amino acids. NCBI's taxonomy places the organism in Eukaryota, Metazoa, Chordata, Actinopteri, Chaetodontiformes, Chaetodontidae.
AUGGCUAUUCUAUUUCUGGCUUUUAUCCAAGGUGUUCUGGCCUCAGGUGAUGUGGAGGUCCAACCCUUAAUCAAUCCCGCAGUUGUCGGGGACACAGUGACGCUGUCUCUGUCUCCCCCUGCAGCGCUGAAAAGUGGGAGCUGGGCAGUGGGAAAGACCCUCAUCCUCACCUGGCAGGACAACCAGCAGGCAGUCUUCGCCGGUUACAACGGCAGGGCGUCAAUCAACUUCCUCACUGGAGCUCUCACUCUGAGCUCCGUCACGGUGGCUGACUCAGGAGUCUACAUAGUGCAGAGCAGUGACCCCCAGCUUCAGGCCAAUGCUUCCAUCUCUGUUCUGGAGACCGUUUCAAAUGUGACGCUGAGGGCGAAUCAGACCAACCUGAUGGAGCUCAACAGUUCAGUGGCCAUGACGUGCUCCGUCUCCUCUGGAUCCUCGCUCUCUGUCCUCUGGAUGAACGGCAGCUCUGAGGUGACAGAGAGUGACAGAGUUCAGCUCACUGAUGGAAACGCCACUCUCACUAUCAGCAAUGUGAGCCGCUAUGACCAGGGGCCGUUCAGGUGUCACGUGUUCAAUCAUGUCAGUAACGGCAGCAGUGAUCCAGUAAACUUUACCAUCAUCUAUGGGCCAGAUAGCAUGGCCCUAACAGUGAAUGGACAGAACACAACUUCCUUUUCCAUUGGAUCCAAUCUAACCAUGCUCUGCUCAGCACAGUCCAAUCCUCCAGCUCAGCUUCAGUGGGCUUUCAGAGGAGAGCUGGUGAACGCCACGGGUCCCCUGCUGGAGCUGUUCAGUGUCAGCGAGGACCAAAGUGGUCCGUAUUCCUGUCUGGCCUUCAACAAUCACACCGACAUGAACAGCAACAUAACCACACGCAUCAUGAUAGCAAAGUUGUCAGGGACUGAACAACGGGCGGUCAGUGUGUGGCUCCUGCCUCUGCUGUUAAUCUUUGGAUUCCUCUUCUAAUUGCUGGGCAAGCUGUAGAAUAACCACUUGUAAAGAGAUUGUAUUUUUUGUCAUUUAUACACUCUGAAAUGAGAUUCUAAUUUAUGGAUUAACACUAAAUUCUGCUGUUUCCUCAACAUUUUUCUCUCAGGAAAGAAAAAAAUAAGUCAAAUUAUCCCUUAAAACUGUGGAAUAUCUGCAUGAAUUCAGAUCCAUUCAAGUCUUGAACAUGAUACAGUGAGUUUAAUAGUUAGAUAUGUGCAGCAGGGAGCAGAUAUAAGGUUAAAUCUGUUGAGACGUGACUGACAUAAAUAAUGCAACAUGCUGCAUUUAAUGGUUAUUUUCAUUCUUGAUUACUAUGGGGAUCAUUAAUUGUUGUUGUAGGUUGUUCUGAAAAUCAUGAAAGAUUCUUACUUAACUUUAAAAAUUAAAAGAUUCAAAAGAAGCUUGACAAUGAGUCCAAAACCCACAUAUAUUCAAUUUAUUAUCAUUGAAGACAAGAAAUCUCUAAAUAAAUUGCAUUUGUUAGAUGGAGCCAUUUAUUUAUAUUAACGAUUUUGACCAAUUAAAAAUGUAGUCAGUCCUGUUCUAGUCAGUGUCUCCUAAUGACAUGUACACACAGUUCAUUUGUUUCGCCACAUACGUUUUGAGGGAAUGUGUGUCUAA